AUGGCCGAGGAAUCAAAAGUCAUCGACCCCCAGCUCGCCGAGCCCGCUGAGGAAGACCCCAAGGGCAAGGGCAAGGCCGCUGCCGUGGACUCAGACGACGAAGCCGACGAAGAGCCAGCCGCCGAUGCCAGCGCACCUGCCGCAAAGAAGAAGAAGUCCAAGAAGAAGAAGCUCAAGGAUGCCCUCUCUGGAAAGUCCUCGUCCAAGGAUGAACAAGAGUCCAAGCUGCACAAGGCCAUUGACAACCUCACCCCCGACCAAGUAUCCCAGCUCCUCGAUCUCAACCCGGCGCUGGCCAGCGAAAUCGCCAAAUCGACCGGCAGCAAUGAUCUGAGCUCGGCCACUGAGGCCUUGAAGAGGCUUAAGCUCCAGGAAAUCAUGACGGGCUUGGCUGCCAGUGGAAAGAACGCAAAAGACAUGGGCGCAUACAAGUUCUGGUCAACACAACCUGUCCCCAACUUUGGCGAGGAGUCCAAGUUUGAGGAUGGUCCCAUCAAGGUCCAGACUCUGGAAUCGGUUCCAAAGGAACCGGCGCCGCUCAUUUCGGGCUUUGAGUGGUGCGACAUGGACAUCUCGAAUCCCCAAGAGAAUGAAGAGGUUCGUGAGCUUCUUCAGGGACACUACGUUGAGGAUGACGAGGCUCUGUUCCGGUUCAACUACUCGUACAGUAUUCUCAAGUGGGCAAUGAUGCCUCCCAACUGGAAGAAGCAGUGGCAUGUCGGUGUGCGCGCAUCGGCUUCCAAGAAGCUCGUUGCCUUCAUCUCUGCUGUGCCCUUGGAGAUCCGAGUCCGCAAGAACAUCGUCCACGCGUCCGAGGUCAACUUCCUUUGCAUUCACAAGAAGCUGCGAUCCAAGCGACUCGCUCCGGUUCUGAUCAAGGAGGUUACACGCCGCUGCAACCUGGAGGAGGUCUGGCAAGCUAUCUACACUGGCGGUAUUGUGUUGCCCACUCCAGUCAGCACUUGCCGUUAUUACCACCGUGCCAUUGACUGGCAGAAGCUGUACGAGACAGGCUUCAGCCCCCUUCCUGCUGGUUCCAAGCCUCAGUACCAAGUCCGCAAGUACCAUGUACCCGAGAACACCAAGCUGAAGGGCCUGAGAGAAAUGCAAGAAAAGGAUGUCGAUGCUGUUCACGAUCUCCUGAUCCGGUACCUCCAAAGAUACGACCUUGCUCCUGACUGGAACAAGGAGGACGUUCGCCACUGGCUUCUGCAUAAGAAGGCCAAGGACCAGCUCGAGGAGCAGGUCAUCUGGACUUACGUGGUUGAAGACGAGAACAAGAAAAUUACGGAUUUCUUCUCGUUCUACUGCCUCGAGUCGUCUGUCCUGCGCGAGUCGAAACACAAGGUUGUUCGUGCCGCCUAUCUCUUCUACUACGCAACAGAGACUGGCCUUGGCGACAACGUCGACCGGGAAGCCUUCAAGACCAGAUUGAAUGCACUCAUGUCAGAUGCUCUCGUUCUCUGCAAGAGAAAUAAGUUUGACGUAUUCAAUGCCCUCUCACUCAUGGACAAUGGUCUGUUCUUGGAGGAGCAAAAGUUUGGUGCUGGUGACGGCCAGCUUCACUACUAUUUGUUCAACUACAGGGCCAAUGCUAUUGCAGGAGGUGUCGACAAGCGGAAUCGUCUGGAUGACCAAGCGCUUAGCGGCGUUGGCUUCGUCAUGCUAUAG
Pestalotiopsis fici W106-1 is the source of this 1671-nucleotide messenger RNA. RefSeq names its product Glycylpeptide N-tetradecanoyltransferase. The record is from RefSeq and is a predicted model, not a curated record. NCBI's taxonomy places the organism in Eukaryota, Fungi, Ascomycota, Sordariomycetes, Amphisphaeriales, Sporocadaceae. Gene Ontology annotation, biological process: N-terminal peptidyl-glycine N-myristoylation. The coding region runs from base 1 to 1671 and encodes 556 amino acids. Gene Ontology annotation, molecular function: glycylpeptide N-tetradecanoyltransferase activity. The transcript is spliced from 2 exons. Gene Ontology annotation, cellular component: cytoplasm.